Messenger RNA from Hibiscus syriacus, 1972 nucleotides. Its product is annotated as regulation of nuclear pre-mRNA domain-containing protein 1A-like. The record is from RefSeq and is a predicted model, not a curated record. The coding region runs from base 564 to 1817 and encodes 417 amino acids. The transcript has 7 exons. Lineage: Eukaryota; Viridiplantae; Streptophyta; Magnoliopsida; Malvales; Malvaceae. Gene Ontology annotation, biological process: mRNA 3'-end processing. Gene Ontology annotation, cellular component: RNA polymerase II, holoenzyme. Gene Ontology annotation, molecular function: RNA polymerase II complex binding.
UUUAAUUGAUAAUUUAUUCUUGAUUUCAAGUUCGUUAGCUUCAAUAUUAUUAUUUUUAGCUCAAGGAAGCUGCAUCAAAUUCACAACUGUGUUUCUCAAAUAGGAAAUUCCCUCUCAUUUUUCUUUUCAUAAGUUGAAGCCAACUGAUGGUGAUUUAAGUAUCAGUAUUUCAUGAUAUUCUCUGAUUAGUAAGGUAACAGGAGAGCUGAGAACAAUUUGUUUUUCCAUUAGCAGUGAAAUAGAUGAAAUUGAAUGAUAUAUCCUAUUAAAAAGAGGAAAAAUAUAAAAUUUUGAAUACCUUCAGGAACCAGAAACUGUUUAGCUGUGGAAUAUUGGGUAAGAUUAUUGCUAUAGAAGCUUCACCUUUAUUGGAGGAUACUUUUAUUGGGCAUCUUUCUUUCACUUUAAAAUGAUCAGUAUCAUUUAUAUGGACCUUAAAAUUCAAUAUAGUUUUGCUUAGUUAGCAUGUAUAUUUUGUUUUUUAUGCAGCAGCUUCUUUUGGAAAGUUGCAUUUCGAAGGUCUCUAUUGUCUGUCAUUUUUCUUCAUCCCUUCAAUCGCAACAAUGGGCAGUUCAUUUAAUGCUCGAAUCUUGGUGGAAAAGCUAGCCAAGCUUAAUAACUCACAAGCGAGCAUCGAGACUUUAUCACAUUGGUGUAUUUUCCAUAUGAAUAAGGCAAAACAAGUUGUCGAAACUUGGGAUAGACAAUUUCAUUGCUCUCCACGUGAGCAGAGAUUGGCCUUUCUGUAUCUUGCCAAUGAUAUUUUGCAGAAUAGCAGGCGUAAGGGGUCUGAGAAAGUUCUUCCUAAUGCUCUCCGUGUAGUGAUUGAAAAUGGAGAUGAAUUUGCAAGGAAUGCUGCAUUGCGCCUGAUCAGUAUAUGGGAAGAGAGAAAAGUAUUUGGUUCACAAGGACAAAUUCUUAAGGAAGAGCUUGUUGGCAGGCAGGCAGAAAACAAUAAUCGAAAUGGCAGGCAUGUAGGCCUCAAGUUGCAGAAGCAACCUGUUAAAAAUACGGUUGACAAAAUAGUUUCAGGCUAUCAGGUCAUUUAUGGUGGUCAGAUGGAUGAAGAUGUUAUAUUCAGCAAAUGUUGGAACGCUAUUAGUUGUAUUGAGAAGGUAGAUAAAGAAAUCUGUACCGACGUCAAUACAGGGAAGUUCAAUGGAUCUGCACUUGUGGAGGAGGUCCAGAGUCAGCAUGCUUUAUUGAGAGACUGCAUCGAGCAGCUAACAGCUGUUGCCUCAUCAAGAGCUAGUCUAGUCCCAUAUUUGAGAGAGGCUCUUCAGGAGCAGGAGUUCAAGUUGGAGCAAGUUCUUACUGAGCUUCAGGCUGCAAGGUCCCGAUCAGAACAUGCUGCUAAUAUCUGCAGACAACAUUUAAAUAUUAACAAUCCCCAGUUGGUAGCUGAGCAAAGUUCAAAGGAAUCUAUAUCAUCUGCUGCAGCUCAAAGUUUUAUUCCAUCAGCUACGGAGCAAUCAGCUCCUGUGAUGUACGCCCUGCAAGCAUCAUUUGUUGAUAAUUCUGGCCACAUUGGGGAAGAUCCUCGGAAAUCUGCAGCUGCUGCAGUAGCUGCAAAGCUAACUGCAUCAACUUCCUCUGCCGAGAUACUUUCCUAUGUCUUGUCUUCUCUUGCUUCUGAUGGUGUCAUUGGUAAUCCUUUAAAAGACUCGUCUGGUGAUUACCCUUCUGAGAAGAGGCCUAAGCUUGAGAAUGACCAGUCUUACAUUCCAUCUCAUAAUCCUCAAGCUUCAGUUUCGCCAUUCCCGCAUCCUGAAUCUCUCCAACACAAUGCUGUGACCACCACCCAGCAGUUGGCUUAAAAUAAUGAGGUGCCACCUACAUCAUCGUCUCCUCCACCACUGCCGCCAAUGCCACCAUAUGCCGUGCCCCAGUACAUGCUGACUGGUGGAUCAAUAAAUGGUGUGCCAUAUAGCUAUAGCAUGACACCGUUGCAGCGUAUACAAGUGUCUAAACA